Molecule: messenger RNA, 2301 nt
Organism: Theobroma umbraticum
Lineage: Eukaryota; Viridiplantae; Streptophyta; Magnoliopsida; Malvales; Malvaceae
Product: Galactose oxidase/kelch repeat superfamily protein
Cellular component (GO): nucleus
Molecular function (GO): protein binding
Source: RefSeq, a predicted model, not a curated record
ACUAACUUCCUCUUUCUCUCUCUCUCUUUCUCUCUGAGUUUUUAGAGAGAGAGAGAAAGUGAAAGAUGAUAAAAAUCGUCUUCACAUAUUUAUAAAAUAAUAAAUAAUAAUUAUUUUUAUAUACAUGGAUGAGAAUGAGAUUCCUAUCACGCAAAAACCGAAAGCUUAAAAAAAGGGAGAGAGAGAGAGAGAGAGAGAGAGAGAGAAAUUGGGAAAUUCGGAAUAAUCGAAACUUUAGCGUAAUGUGAUUUAGGGUUUUUCUUUUAUUUUUUUUCUCUUUUUUGGUUUGGGAAAUUUUAGGCAGAGAUCGGGUCUCGCCGAAAUUUCCGGGAGCGAAAAAAUCGGGUCGGAUUUUGAUUUACUCAAAGUUCAUCUGGGAUGGAAGCACUGAAUACAUUGGAAGCAGGAACUAAUUAUGAUUAAUAAUCAAUUUGUCUUGAUAGGAAGAUGAUACUUGUUUCAGAUUACGAAGGAGUUGUUUUCGAAGUUGUUAUUCAUAGAUUCCUCCUUCUCCUUUGAAUUAAAAAGGGAACUUAAUGCUGAAAAGAAACGCUGAAGCUUUGAUUUGAGUUUCUAUUACGCAUUAUUGCCUGGAUUGGAAUAGUUUUGUGGACUGCACUUCUCUCACAAAUGGUGUUCAGAGAUUCACUUAAGGAGACAAAGAUGAAAGUAGAAGGGGCAGAAUACGAAUCACCCGUAAUGGCUGGUUUGCAAGGUCAUGUCUCAUCGCAGCCUCCAAUGUCUUUCAAUCACGACUUGAGAGUUUCACAAGAUGAUUGGCAUCUUUUGGCUUAUAUUCUCUUGGCUAAUAAGACUAACAUGAAAGGUGUGGGGCAAGGUUUGCUGGACGAGGAAGUGCGUGCUUUAACUCUGGGCUAUAUAGGACUAAAUGGAAAGAAACCUUUAAUUGUGGCAAGGUCUGGAGAAAAUCAUGAUGGACAAGCAUCUGACAACAGUCUCCUACCAGGACUUAAUGAUGACAUGGCUCUGGACAUUCUGGCGCGGAGCAGCAGAUCCGAUUACCCAAAUCUGGCUUGUUUAAACAAAAGAUUUAGGUCACUGAUUGGCAGUGGAUAUUUAUAUAAACUGAGAUGCCAGCUUGGCAUAAUUGAACACUGGGUUUAUUUAGCCUGUAACAUGAUGCCUUGGGAAGCUUUUGAUCCUGUGACAGAGAAAUGGAUGAGACUACCUAGGAUUCCUUGUGACGAGUGUUUUAAUUAUGCUGAUAAGGAGUCUCUGGCAGUGGGGACUGAAUUACUUGUGUUUGGUCGUGAGUUGUCAGGAUUUGCUAUUUGGAUGUAUAGUUUGAUUACCCAUGAUUGGUCCAGAUGCCCCCUAAUGAAUUUGCCUCGAUGUUUGUUUGGUUCUAGCAGCCUUGGGGAGAUAGCCAUUGUAGCUGGGGGAAGUGAUAAGUAUGGCAAUGUAUUAAAAUCCGCUGAGCUCUACAAUUCUGAGCGGGGUUCUUGGCAAACCUUGCCAGAUAUGAACUUCCCACGGAAACUGUGUUCUGGUUUCUUUAUGGAUGGGAAAUUUUAUGUCAUUGGGGGCAUGUCAAGUCAUGUAGAUGGUUUGAAUUGUGGUGAAGAGUACAAUAUUGAGACAAGGUCAUGGAGGACGAUAGAAAAUAUGUAUUAUGGUAACAAUGGCGGUGCAUUUCAUCCUGCUAUGCGCUCACCUCCUUUAGUUGCAGUUGUAAAUAAUCAGCUUUACUCUGCUGAUCAAGCAACAAAUGAAGUCAAGAAAUAUGACAAGAUUAAUAACUCGUGGAAUGUUGUGAAGAGACUACCUGUUAGGGCUGACUCUUCCAAUGGUUGGGGACUGGCAUUUAAAGCAUGUGGUAACAGUUUACUAGUAAUAGGAGCCGGAGGACAUGGAGGGCGUGAUGAUGGAGUAAUCGUUCUUCAUUCGUGGGAUCCAGAGCGUGGAAACAGGGAUGGACCAGAGUGGGAUGUGCUUGCUGUCAAGGAGCGAGCAGGUGCUUUUGUUUACAAUUGUGCAGUAAUGGGCUGUUAAUGAUUCUCUGCACAUCUUCAGUGCAGAUAUGGAUGGUGUGAAGACCAGCGAGCCUUUAUCAGUUAUGAUUUUUAUUUUCUCAUUAUCAUUUAUGUUAUUAUUGUUUUUUCGCAUUUAUGGUUCUUGAAAAGAAUAAUUAACCGCAAAUCAAUUUCUGAAAGUUUGGCAACUGAUUGUGUAGAUCUCAUUACCGAAAGCUUUAACCUCAUACCAAGUAAUGACUGUUGCCAUUUCUCUUGUACUUUGCAUUGAAUUCAUUUCUUUGAAUGUUACAAUAUUAAUUCUUCA